AGAGCUCUCGCCAAGUGAUAUAAGUUAAUCUCGGAGGGGAACAGCCCCGUGUUGGAUUUCUACUCUUAUACCCCCAUCGAUACCCAGCCUGAGCUUAACUACCCUCGCAAUUUCGACACCUUCCAACGGGACACGGUUUCAAACGAUGUUCCGGAAGCGCAGCCCCUGGAGUAUAUGGGCACUAUGUGCCUUUGCGAUGACGUCUGGGUCCAUCGCCCAAAACACGAGUGUGAUAUGGGUGAUUGAAGAUACGUAUGAAGGACAAACUUUCUUCGAUACUUUUGAUUUCUAUACCGGAACGGACCCAACAAAUGGUAUGGUAACGUUCGUCGACCAGCAGACUGCAUUCUCCAGUGGCUUGGCGUACGUCACAUCGGACAACAAAGUCAUCAUGCAAGGUGACAACACAACCUGGUUGCCGUUGGGUACCAAUCGAAGCAGCGUUCGUAUAUCGAGCCAGGCUAUGUACAAUACUGGCCUGUUCGUUUUAGACCUCGAUAUGGCACCAUGGGGUUGUGGUGUUUGGCCCGCUUUCUGGACGCUAGGUAGUGGAACAUGGCCUUACAAUGGCGAAAUAGAUAUCAUUGAAGGUGUACACGACAACGAGCAUAACCAAGUAACCUGGCAUACUGCUCCAGAUUGCAACUUGACAGCUACGACCAACUUCACUGGUACUAUUGUUCAAACCAAUGGAGUCGAUAACCUGCAAUGUAACGCGUUUAUAAACAAUAAUGCUGGCUGUGGCGUUACUGAAUGGAGCCGAGCGUCUUAUGGCCCAUACUUUGACUCCCAAGGUGGAGGCGUUUUUGCAAUGAAAUGGGACGAUAAUGGGAUCGCCGUCUGGUCCUUCUAUCGUGCUGCUGUACCUGAGGACAUAGUCGAUGGUUUACCGGACCCAUCCACCUGGGGCGAGCCCGUCGCAGAAUUAGCUCCGAAUUCAUGUAAUAUCGCUCAGUUCUUCGCCAAUCAUUCCAUAAUUUUUGAUAUUACAUUCUGUGGUGAUUGGGCUGGAAACUCCUAUGCAACAUCUGGAUGCCCCGGAACAUGCGAAGAAACACUGAUGGAUCCCGCGAACUUUGUGAACGCUUCCUGGAUCAUCAAUUCUCUGAAAGUCUAUAAAUCAGCAACACUAUCUUCUGGAUCUUCCAGUGCUGCCACGGCAUACUAUUCCCAAUCAGCUGUGUGGAUCGCCGCAGUCGCGAUGACACUUGGCUGGCUCUCACUAAUAUAAGAUGCUGGCAUCUCAUAGUUUUCCAAUAACGACUUGCGUGGACCUUUGCAAAUAUAUAUUACUAUGUUGUGGAUCUUCAUCCUUUUAACUACUAUCAUGCCACCCCUUUGCGAAUGGACCCUAAUCUGCAAC
Messenger RNA from Pisolithus orientalis, 1363 nucleotides. Its product is annotated as glycoside hydrolase family 16 protein. Gene Ontology annotation, molecular function: hydrolase activity, hydrolyzing O-glycosyl compounds. The coding region runs from base 146 to 1231 and encodes 361 amino acids. Lineage: Eukaryota; Fungi; Basidiomycota; Agaricomycetes; Boletales; Pisolithaceae. Gene Ontology annotation, biological process: glucan catabolic process. The transcript is spliced from 14 exons. The record is from RefSeq and is a predicted model, not a curated record.